GUCCUACAACGUGCCAGGCUCUUCGACACUUGAGACAGGAUGAAGUUCUUCGCGCCGACGCUCGUUGCCUCUUUGGGGUUGUACACUAACGCCGAAGCUGCUGGUGCGGAAUUCCGAAACAACACACAGCCUGGAAGGGUCAUCAACAAUGUGACCUACCCUUUGUUCCCUCCCUGCGAAGCUCUGAAGGCUGCCGGCUUGACCCACGUCUACCAGCUGGGUGAACCGGAGUACGACGUCCGAAAGACUUCGUACUGGUCCGUCAGCGCUCAGCUGAACCCCAUCUGCGUUGUUCUGCCUCUUUCUACCCAGGAGGUGUCCACAACCAUCAAGAUUCUUCAGGACCCACCAACCAAGUUUGCCGUGCGAAGUGGUGGCCACACCACAUGGGCUGGAUCGAACAACAUCAAUGGCGGGGUCACUGUCGAUCUCGGUUUCAUGAACUCUACGACUUACUAUGAAGGUGACACCACCGCCAGGAUUCGACCUGGAGCGAGGUGGGGAUCAGUUUACGGUGUGCUUGAGCCUUACGGUCUUACCGUUGCAGGUGGUCGAGCAAGCAGUGUUGGUGUUGCCGGUUUCCUUACCGGAGGAGGCAACACUUUCUUCACUGCUCAACGUGGUUGGGGUUGUGAUCAAGUCAAGAACUAUGAAGUCGUUCUUGCCAACGGUGAUAUCAUCAAUGUCAACAACAAGAACAACACCGGCCUCUUCAAAGCUCUGAAGGGUGGAUCAUCUAACUUUGGUAUUGUCACUGCUUUUGACAUGGAGGUUUUCAAGCAAGGCAACCUUUGGGGUGGCUCAGUGACGUACUCCAAGAACUACACCCAGCAACACAUUGAUGCCUACAUUGCAUGGACCAGCAACGUCAAGAACUACCCUGAAGGCUCUAACAUCAUCUUCUGGAGCUAUCUUCCCACUGUCAAAGAUAUCAUCAUCAUUGGUGCGUACGAAGACACCGCCGGUAAUGUCGCCCCUGCAGGCUUCGAUAAGUUUACAGCUAUCCCCUCUAUGUCUUCCACUAUGAGACUCGGGACUCACAAGAACCUCACCGAUGAGCUUGAACAGCCCGCCGGUUACCGCGACAUCUGGUUCACCAUGCUCUUCAAGAACGAUCGUGCAACUAUGAAGUACAUUGUCGACCUCCACGAGCAGUUUGUUGAAGAGUGGAAGAUUGAGGGCCUCGAGCCCGAUUUCAUCACCCAGUGCAUGUUCCAGGCCAUUCCCACCGUUUUCAACGAGCGCAGCGAGGAGCGUGGCGGCAACGUGCUCGGCCUGAACCUUGUCAAGGAUGAUGCCAUUAUGCUGCUCUUCGACCUUGCCGUCACGACCGAUGACAGCGAACUUCGCGGGAGGGAGAAGAUCCGAGCUUACGGCGAGAAGAUGCAAGCAUUUGCCGCCGCCCGAGGCACCCUCGAGAACUGGCAGUACCUUAACUACGCCGACUCCUACCAGAACCCGCUCGGAAAUUACGGCGACGAAAACGUUGCCAAGAUUUUGGCUGCGGCUAGAGAGUUCGACCCAACGGGCGUUUUCCAAGAACAAACCCCCGGUGGCUUCAAAAUCACCAAGGCUGCACCGGCAGGUGUACCGGUGGCUCCCAAUUACUAAGACACGUCCAAGGGCAUCGCUGCAUAGCGCGACUUAGCGCAAGCUGCCAUGACCACUCCACGUGCCUGACCUGGACCAGCGUCUGGUCGGUCACUGGGAGACAGGGACCAGCCUUUAUAGAAAAACAAAAAGAACCAAAAGACAUACACCGCCACUAUUUUAACUGUCUAAUCAGCGGACCAAAUACCAUGUCAUCCGUCUUGGACAUGAUCGAGUGUCCGGUCCUUCAUCCUAAAUUAGAGUAGAUAAAAAUCUCACAUAAUGCACAACAAUUUGUCUUACAC
This is a messenger RNA of Pyrenophora tritici-repentis Pt-1C-BFP, 1895 nucleotides long. Its product is annotated as GlcD, FAD-FMN-containing dehydrogenase. Gene Ontology annotation, molecular function: FAD binding. The record is from RefSeq and is a predicted model, not a curated record. Lineage: Eukaryota; Fungi; Ascomycota; Dothideomycetes; Pleosporales; Pleosporaceae.